UAUAGCGACGUCAACAUUUAUUUGUUUGUCAAAUAAAUUAUUUUAAGCAUGUUUUAAGUCCUACGAAUAAUUGAUAAAAUAGGAAAAAUGGAAGAAACUGGUGUCCCGGAGAGUCGCGCUGCAUAUAUAGAGCGUAAACGAGCUGAACUCAAACGAUUCUUUGGUGGCAAUUUCCCUCAGAACGUGAUAGAUAAGGCGAUAGAAAAUGAGCUUAAACCACUCAUUGAUGGAGAAGUGGACAAAGGUAGACCUUAUAUAGCUGCAUCUGCACCUGGACCUGUCAAAUCUGAGUAUGAAGUAAUGACAGGGCAACCAUUCACGAAAGUAGGCGAUCACAAUGAGCCUUUGACCACUGAGAAAAUCAAGGAGAUGCUUAAAGAUAACCCUAUCCUUGAAGAAAAAGCUAAACAAAUACAGAUUUUUAUAAAUUCAGACACUAAUAACAAAGAUAUUGUGGUACCAUUAAAUCAAAUAAAGAUUUUAGACUACGCCGAUAUGAAAGCAGAACUAGAUUCAGCAGAAGGUGAUGUUGAAAAAAUAAAAAGGAUCAAAUAUAGAAAUAUGCAAGUUUUGAUGAAUGCUGCCGUUGAUUAUAAAGAUAAAAGUAAUUUAGGAGAUAUAAAACUAACUGAACAAGAAGAGGAAAAUGAUGAAGAAAGUGACGAUGAAGAAUUUGAAAAAAUAGAUAAGGCUGUAACGAAAUACACUAAUAAAUCUUACGAAACAAGAUUUCGAGAGACUAAAGAAAUGCUGCGACAGCUAGCGGAUAGUUAUGAAGAACCCGACAGUACACAAAAUAAUAAAAACAAACCCAGCAAGUUGAAAUUGGAAGAACAUCCUAUAUUAAAGGAAGCAUCAUCAUGCCUGAUUAAAGGUAGAAGACAAAAUACUGCUUUUGAAGAAAUUAAAGAAAGUUAUGCAAUUAAUGAAGUUCUGAAUAUAUCUUUAAAAGCUAAUCCAGUGGCAUUAGAGAUCAGUAGAGACGCUAAAGAAGAAAUAGAUAGUAAUAAAGAAGACAAAUACUUUGCAGAUGAAGAAGUUUGCUCAAAAAGUUUUGAAGGAAAGCUCAAGGACACAGAAAAGGCUUUACAAGAAAUAGAUCUUAUUUUAACUGCAAAUAAUGAUGAAACUAAAAUUAAUCCUAAUGAUAGUAAUAUAUCUGAUGUGUUUGAAUCGGCCGAUGAGGAUGAGUCAUUGGAUAGCAAAAUUGAAGAUAUGAAAUUAAUUCAACAAAAUAACAAACUAAAAUUUGAUGAAAAAAUCGAAACGACAUUACAUAAUACUUUGCAAACAAUAUUUGAAUCAAAAAACAGUGAUAAUACAGAAAAUAAUGAGCUUGAGUUUAAAGAAAUGAAAGCCCUCGCACGCAAUAUUGUAGAAGGCGCUGAAAGCUUAAAAACAUUUAUUAAAGAGGAUAUAACAAACAAAUUAAACAGCAUGAACGAAUUACUGAAUGAUGUUAAUGCAGCUUUAGAAAAUUCUAGAAAAUCUAAUAUUGCUUAUCAAAAAAUGAAGGAAGAAGGUGAAGCUUAUCAAAAAACAAUGGCAGAAGGGGGUGUCAAGAAACGUGUAAAAGAAAUUGAAGCUUGUCAAAUAGAAGAACUACAUAGUGAUAUUCACCGGAACGUAAAACCUAAUGACAAUGAAAAAGAAAGUGUUUCUCUUCUAGAUAUAGAUGGUAUACAUAACGCUAUCUCUAAUCUCAAUGAAGAAAUAAAAUGUCACGAAAAUAGGAUUAAUAAAAGUAAAGCAAACUAUGAAAUGAGAAACAAAGAGUGUCAAGAUUUUAUAAAAGAAGUUGAUGUCAUUUUACGAAAAUCUCAAGAAGUCCUUCAUCCUAAAGCGACAAAUGUGAAUAACGAUAAAUUAAAAGGCGAGUCAAAUAAAAGUGGCAAUAAUCAAGAAAGUGAUUCUGAAAAAGCUUGUGACACUAAUUAUACAAAAUCAGUGAAAGAAGGUAAAGGUAAGGAUCAAACAAACAAGAAAUUAGCUGACUUUAACCAACAAGAACUAGAUAGGAGCAAGAGAAUAGAUAAUCUGUUAUACGAUAUUAAAGAUAAAAUGAAGGACAAUAAAGAGGUGUUACGCCUAGCAAAUAAUUUAUUACGGCGUGAAGAAAAUAAGAAGAAUCCACUAACAACUUCUACGAUACAGGAGAUACCUUUUAUUGAAAACGAUGAAAAAGCCAAGGGCGAUUAUGUUGACAAUAACCAAUUGUUAGAAGAAAAUAAAGAUGAAUUUGAAAUGUCUUGCAUGCCACCACUGGAGGAUAAAGCUAAAGAAGAUGAAGAAGAAAAAAGAAAAGCAGAAGCUGAGAAGAAGAAGCAAAGGGAGUUCCAGAUUAAAAUAGAGAAGGAAUUGGAAGUAAUGAACCGAGGUCCGCGAAUGACGAAGGAGUUUAUAAAGAACCAUUGCAAGCAGCACAAGUUGUACUCCACGCCAUAUUUGAACGAUAUUUUGUAUUUGCAUUUUAAAGGAUUUUCGAAAAUCGAGAACUUAGAAGAAUACACUGGUCUCAAAUGCAUAUUCCUGGAAAACAAUGGAAUACAAAGAAUCGAAGGGCUUGAUACUCUAUCCGAACUUAAAUGCCUAUACCUCCAUUAUAACGUGAUUAGGAAGAUUGAGAACUUGCAAGGCUGCCCUAAGUUGGAUACUUUGAAUUUGGAUCACAACUUUGUGACAAAGAUUGAGAAUUUGGAUGUCGUACCAGAUUUGCAUACGUUGAGUAUGGCUCAUAAUAUGAUGUCAAGCGUUGAUGACUUGGAACAGCUCAGAUACUGCAGGAAUCUGUCAGUUGUGGACCUGUCCUACAAUCGACUUGAAGAUCCUCUAAUAGUCGAUGUGUUAGCGGAUAUGGCCAUUCUUAAAGUUCUCGUAUUAACUGGCAACCCGGUGGUACGCAAUAUCCCGGCGUACCGCAAAACGCUGACGCUGCGUCUCAAGGAGUUGCUGAACCUCGACAACCGGCCCGUGUUCCCAAGAGACCGCGCCUGCGCAGAAGCGUGGCAAAGAGGAGGCGUGCAGGAGGAAAUUGCUGAGAGACGCCGUUGGAUAGAGAGAGAUCAAGAGAAGGUGAUGCAGAGCGUCCGCUACCUCAUCAAGAUGAGAGAUGAGAACCGCGCUAAGAGGGAAGCUCGUGAGCAAGAGGAGAGGGAGAAAUUGGGCCUUCCUCCCGUCGUCAUGAAGGAAGAAGAUGAAGAUAAAGAGACUAAAGUAACUGGAAGCAAAGAGGGUAGUUCAACAGAAUUGGUCAAAACUAAAGAAGGUGUAGUAGAAGACAUGCUGUCAGGAUCCGAAGCCGAUGACUCCACCAGCGACAGCUCCAGUGGGAGUGACUCUGAUGGGAAAGACGAAGACGGAGAAACAAUAAAAGUAGAAUGGUCACAAGUGGACAGAGGCAAGCGAUUGAUUCAAGAGCUGAAAGAGGAACAGCCGAUUGAAGACCAGUGGGCUGGAUUUAUGGCAGGAUCGACUGUUUCUGGAGACAAAAAUUUUAUGUCAGAUUUAAAUGCAAUCAACGAUUUACUGUUUAAACAAGAAACGCAUGCAGAUAAAAAGAAAAUGUCUACAAUUUUAGAAGAGCGCAAAAAUAAACCUUCAAAUGAUGAUGCUAAACUAUCAGAAAGCAAUACCGAAUCUCUGACAUCACAAGAAGCUAAAAGAAAACCAAUUAUUGAAAUACUCGAGGAAUAUACCAAUAAAUCUCUACUAAAUGAUCGUGAUGUCGAAGAAAAUGAAGACAAUAAAACAAAUAAAGGCAUUAUUGAGGACGGGAACCUUAUUAUAGAUUUAAACAAAAAACUUGCUUUUGAAAAGGAAACCAAUGACAUACUUAAAGAUACAAAUAUAGAACAGUCAAAUGUUAGUGACCGACGUAGUAGAAAACUAAAAGUUGUACCUAUUAAAGAGGCCAAUGGACCUAAAGAUAACAAUGAAACGGAGAGAAAUAAUAAAAAAGAAAAAAAGAAUGGUAAAGGUUCUACUGAAACUGACGGUAAACAAGGUAAUCAAGUACAAGCAAAACCGAGCACUAGUUCACAAUCAACUGGACAAUCUCAUCAAAGUUCAACACAAGGCGAUGGCGACGGGGAGUUCAUAAACUACAGGAACCGCAAGAAGUCCAGCGCGAUCUAUGAUGAAGAGGAUCCAGAGCUGCAGCCCAGCGCUGAGGACCUGGAGAUCUUCGCUGAGCUGGAGAGGAAUGAGUUGGAAAAGGAAGCCAGGGUCGCGAGAGGAGAACCUGCUAUUGAUCCGAUGAAACUGUACGACCGCAAGACGAUGGAAGCAUACCACAAGGCUCAGGAACCGGAGCAGGCGCAUGCACUUACGCAGAAACAAUAUGUGACCACUUACAAGACUGAUAACGCCUUCGACCGAGCAGCGCUGAGCCAGCUCAUUGCGUGCGACAACCCUGAUGAAAAUAAAGUGAAACUGACUCACGUGCCGGGAGCAGUGUUGUUACAGUACGUCGAUCAGCAGACGCCAACUGAAGUGGAGUACGCGAUAGGAGAGGAGAAGAUACAGUCAGCCCCAUCUUCACCAGAUACGGAAUCUAUAGACAUCUCAAGCGAUACUGACACAAGUAGCUCUGAAACUGAGUUGCAAUCUACGAAGCAAUCAACAAAACAAACUAAAACCAGACCGCCUACAGCCAAAUCCAAACAUGAUGGAGAAGAUAAAUCGAAAGAUGCUGUUAAAUGUAAUAAUGAUAAAGAAACUUCAGAAAGAAAACAUGGAAGUGAAAAGCAAUACAAACACAAAAGUUACGAAGGAGUGUCAGGAAGCAAAAGUGGACAUUAUGAAAAGGAACAUAAAUCUAAUGAUAUUCGAUCAAAUGUUAAGGAAGUAAACGAAGAACCACCUGCACAAUACUAUGGCUCUAACAAUAAUAUGUGUAGUUCAUCAUCUAACGCGCGAAUGAGUCACGUGGAUCGUUCUGAUGCAAAAAGAUGUAUUAUUGAUACUAUCAACUCAUACGGCGAUGAAAGAUUCCCUUCUCAAGGUGUCAAUUAUUCGAAUAUGGAUGAAAACGCACGCAUAGAAGAUUCCGUGGCUACAGAAAUAUUGAAUAAAACGCUCAAGUACGAAGAACAAGAGCUGUACAGACAGAUGGAUGUGGUGACGUCACAUGCGAGUCGAGUGGAUAACCAGACGAACGCUAUUAUUGAACAGAUUUCUGACGAACUUGAACAUGAAUGCACUUUGCCAGAAGUAUCUCGAAUACUAGAAGCACACGUAGGAGACGUCGAACAAAGAUGGAGGAUGGAACUGUAUGAAAAUUACAUUCCUUCACCAGACGACUCAAUAGCAGAUGAUGAUGAAGCUACCUUAGUAGAAAGUCAUGAAGGUUCAGUGUCAGAAGACACUUUUACAGAAGACGAUGGUAAAGAAAGACCGGUUGGCGCAGAAGCUAAUGAUUCUGGGAUUUGUAACGAAUAUAAUGAUAACGACAAAGUUAUUGAUAAGAUUAAUCAUGAUAAAACAACAAAAGAAUCGGAUGACAAAGAUAAAGUUACAGAAAAACCCAAUAAUAGAAAUAAAGUAACCGAAAAUCAAACGUGUAGUAACGAUAAGUCAAAUAACGUAGAUAAAGGAAUGAAAGACAAACGUGAAGAAUCUGGUGACAAAGAUAAUGUUGAAACAGAUAAAUUCAAUGACGAAAAUAAAGGUACCGAAGUUCUAACAGACACUAAAGUUAAAUCAAAUGACAUGAAUAAAGGAACGGACGAUAGACGUAAUGAAGAUGACAGACGUAAAAUAAGCAAAGAAUCUGAUGAAAAAAUUAAAGAAACCGAUCCAAGUGUUAAGACUAUUGAUGUUCGCGCAAAUAUUUCAGCUGACGAUGAAAUCUUUGAAGAUUGUGUCGAUGAUAUAGAUGAAAUUAAUACUGGAGAUGAAGAGGAUUUCCAACGUGUCGAUGAGAAUUACACUUUGGAAAUGAAAUUAGCACUAGGAAUUAAUAUGGACACAUAGAUUUGCAAUGAUGCAACUUUAAAUGCAAACAGAAGAAUGCAUUGAGUUGCAAUUUUACUAGUAGGGUUUUGCCUAGUAAUUAAAGUAGGUAUUUGUUAUAUUUUAACGGAGGAUGCAGAGAUUUGGCAACUUUUUUUAAUUUAGGACUGAAAGGUGCACCAUUGCGUAGAGGUAUGGUAAUUUUUUCAUAUAAUAUGCAUAAUAUAUUUGUAAU
Messenger RNA from Maniola jurtina (meadow brown), 6187 nucleotides. RefSeq lists its product as uncharacterized. The transcript has 17 exons. NCBI's taxonomy places the organism in Eukaryota, Metazoa, Arthropoda, Insecta, Lepidoptera, Nymphalidae. The coding region runs from base 88 to 5973 and encodes 1961 amino acids. The record is from RefSeq and is a predicted model, not a curated record. Gene Ontology annotation, molecular function: protein binding.